AUGGCCCGGGCGCGCGCGGCCGUAAGCUUGGAAGAAAUCGGGGCAGAGGAGGGCCUCCUCUUCCGGCACACGGCCAAUGGGGCGAAGCUAUUGGAGUGUCCCGGUGCCGAUAGUUCUGGCAUCGCGGACAAACUAGUGGCGACGCUCCGCGUGGCGUUGCCGGAGGAAGAGGUGCGCGUGCACAGGCCGGUGAGGAUGGCCGAGAUUAGGAUCACCGGCCUGGACGACUGCGCCACCAAGGAGGAGGUGGUAGCUGCGAUAGCGGCCCAGGGGAGAUGUGCCCCAGAGAGCGUGACCGGACUUAACUUUCUAAUUAUUACGCUGUACGCGUUCUCGUAUUUGAAAAUUACAAGGCAAUCAAUCACCGGUGUCACGUACAUGGAUCAUUUCGAUUUCGAGGAUAGAUACAGAGACGUUUACGAAUGCGACCCGUUCUACUGGCACCCGUUGCAUUUACCGGAACGUUGUGCUCGAAUGUUCGAGAAAUUAAUACGAUCUAAAAUCGUUUCACGGUCGCCCGUCCGAAUUCUAGCUGAAGCCAACGACUUUCAUUUAGGCGACCGCUCAAGAGACAAUUCCGAAUUACCUCCAUACGAAAUGAUGUUAGAAUCGUUGAAAAAAGAUGUCGUGAGUCACCCUCGAGCGCCGACCAUAGGAAUGGUGCCAAACGUAGGACCUGUUGCCAUUUACAAGCAGCCGAUUUCGAGGACUAGUGAAAAUUUAAUUAAGCGUAUCGGUGGAAUGUACGCUAAGACCGGCAAUUACUAUGAUGGUUCGGGGGCGUCUUUCGGCCAGAUCGACAUUAAAGGUAAUGGGGUAAAGACGAAAAAAGAUAGUGAGCUACACAACGAUCACGGUAUGAGCAUUCAAAACGAAAGUCAGAAAGAAAAUCUAAAGGAAAUUUUCAAAAACCCACAAUUAGUGAAAUUACUGAAAUCGAAUUAAACACGCAGCUAAGUAGUGUUUGUUUAACAAAAUGGAAAUUGAAUGUUUAAAUGAAUGAGAUUAUGCUCGACCAAAAAAAAAAUCGCUACGAAACUGUAUGGAAUUAGC
Molecule: messenger RNA, 1053 nt
Organism: Bombyx mandarina (wild silkworm)
Lineage: Eukaryota; Metazoa; Arthropoda; Insecta; Lepidoptera; Bombycidae
Source: RefSeq, a predicted model, not a curated record